Molecule: messenger RNA, 1446 nt
Organism: Fusarium mangiferae
Lineage: Eukaryota; Fungi; Ascomycota; Sordariomycetes; Hypocreales; Nectriaceae
Product: putative c-14 sterol reductase ERG-3
Exons: 3
Coding region: 1-1446 (481 amino acids)
Biological process (GO): ergosterol biosynthetic process
Cellular component (GO): endoplasmic reticulum membrane
Molecular function (GO): Delta14-sterol reductase activity
Source: RefSeq, a predicted model, not a curated record
AUGAAGGCCCCAAAAACACCAGAAUACGAAUUCGGCGGCCCCAUCGGCGCCACAGGCAUCGUCUUUGGUCUUCCAGUUCUCAUGCAACUUCUCUAUCUCGGCUGCAACGACGUUUCAGGAUGUCCCGCGCCAGCUCUUCUUGAACCCAAAACAUUGACGUGGCAGAAAUUCAAGGAGCAAACGCCCUGGCCAAAGGAGGGUAUCUGGGGAUUAAUGAGCUGGGAGGUCACAGGGUGGCUUUUUGCUUAUUAUUUUCUGAGUCUGGUGCUGUAUCGCGUUUUGCCGGCGCAGGAGGUUUAUGGUACGAAGUUGAGGGAGUCGGGUAAGGCGCUGAAGUAUCGCUUCAAUUCCUUUUCCUCAAGCGUUGCGCAAUUGGCUGCAUGCGCUGUUGGAACUUACAUCUACGGCGCUGAAUUCCCCGUCUGGACCUUCAUGACCACCAACUAUCUCCAACUCCUCACCACAAGCACCGUCCUAACCUUUAUCGUCUCACUCUACGUCUACAUCGGCAGUUUCUCCGUCAAGAAGGGCAAUCCCCAGCUGCGCGAGCUCGCUAGAGGUGGACACACUGGCCGCAUCAUUUACGACUUCUUCAUCGGCCGUGAACUCAACCCUCGCGUCACGCUUCCCAUCUUCGGCGAGAUCGACAUCAAGUCUUGGUUGGAAAUGCGCACUGCUCUUACAGGCUGGAUCUUGUUAAACUGCGCUUUCAUCGCUCAGCAGUAUCGCAACUAUGGCUAUGUUUCUGAUAGCAUCUUGGUCAUCGCUACGGUCCAAGCUUACUACGUGCUUGAGGGUCAGUACUCAGAGCUUGGACUAUUGGGUAUGAUGGAUAUCACCCAAGAUGGUCUUGGAUUCAUGCUUGUUUGGGGUAACAUGGUCUGGGUCCCUUUCCUCUACUCGACUCAGUGCCGCUACCUCUCUGUCUACCCCGUUCACCUGGGACCUAUCGGUGUGUCCGCUAUCGCCACAGUCUUUGCCAUCGGGCUGUACAUCUUCCGAUCCUCCAACAACCAAAAGGCUCUCUUCCGCAAGGAUCCCAACCACCCUGCCUUUACAAACAUGACCUUCAUCCAGACCAAGCGUGGAACCAAGCUUUUGACAGGCGGAUGGUGGGGAAUGGCCCGUCACAUCAACUACUUUGGUGAUUGGCUUCAGUCUCUUCCUUUCUCGCUGCCGACCAAGUUCGCUGGUUAUGUUAUUCUGCCAGCGGGUAGUGCUGUAGCUGGAAACGAGGUUGUCAAGAUGCUGGAUGGUCGCUUGGUGACUCCCGAUGGCGCUGCACCUUGGGGUAUGCUGUUUACGUACUUUUACUCAGCUUGGUUUGGGUUCCUGCUUAUUCAUCGGGAGAGGAGAGAUGAUGCGGCUUGCAUUGAGAAGUAUGGUAAGGAUUGGGAUGAGUAUAAGAAUCAGGUGAGGUAUAGAAUUCUACCUGGUAUUUACUAA